CACCAUUUUUCCCCUCAGCUAUUUUUGAAACCAAAAUCCUCUAAUUAACAACCUUGACGCUCACGAACACGAACACGACCGAAAUUCCAGCCAAAACCAGAAAAUCUUGUGACAUUAUCCUCACUUCUAGGCUUAUAAACACACUUAUUUCACAUUCUUUCAUUGUCUCAGAUCACAAACAAACCGAAGCAAAGGCCUAAAAAAGAGUAAGAAAGAAACCAUGUCUGGAAUCAUGCACAAGAUUGAAGAUAGCUUUGGAGGGCACAAAAAAGAUGAGGAGCACAAAACAGAACACAAAGAAAACCACCAUGAUGAACACAAAGGUGAACACAAAGAGGGCUUUAUGGACAAGAUGAAAGACAAACUUCAUGGUCAUGAGCAUGACAAGAGUCACAAAGAAGGGCACAAAGAAGGACACAAAGAAGAACACAAAGAAGGGUUUAUGGAAAAGAUGAAAGACAAGUUCCAUGGUGAUGAACAUGACAAGGGUGAGAACAAGAAAAAGAAGAAAGAGAAGAAGAAGCAUGAGCAUGGACAUGAAAAACAUGGUGACAGCAGCAGCAGUGACAGUGAUUGAUCAGAUAUAAUAUAUGUUAAAGGCAAUUUUUGUGUUUGCUCUUUUAAAUUUCAUCAUUACUUUAUUCAAUUGUCCUGACACA
Vigna unguiculata (cowpea) is the source of this 659-nucleotide messenger RNA. RefSeq lists its product as uncharacterized. Gene Ontology annotation, molecular function: metal ion binding. NCBI's taxonomy places the organism in Eukaryota, Viridiplantae, Streptophyta, Magnoliopsida, Fabales, Fabaceae. The record is from RefSeq and is a predicted model, not a curated record.